Microsporum canis CBS 113480 is the source of this 5184-nucleotide messenger RNA. Its product is annotated as ankyrin repeat protein. Gene Ontology annotation, molecular function: protein binding. Gene Ontology annotation, cellular component: cytoplasm. The transcript is spliced from 6 exons. The record is from RefSeq and is a predicted model, not a curated record. The coding region runs from base 1 to 5184 and encodes 1727 amino acids. Lineage: Eukaryota; Fungi; Ascomycota; Eurotiomycetes; Onygenales; Arthrodermataceae.
AUGUCUUCUAUACCAUCCCUUCCCCAGCUGCCAGCGAAACACUCCAGCUUUUUAAGCUACAUCGACGCGAACGGUAAUAAGCCCAUCGAUGAGCUACUCAAGCCCUACAAUGAGUACGACUCGGUGCUGCGUCAGGUUUUCGCCCAGGAGCCUUCUAAUCCCAUCCUGGCAGACAACUACAUCAAUGUUGUGCCAUUGUAUGGUGCCAAUGGUGCAGCCGACCUUCGUGUUCAAGCUAGAGACUUGAGCUCCGAGCCAAAGGAAGUCUGUGAAAGGUAUCUUUUACCUCUCAAGGACGAGGAUCGGAAGCCUAAUGGCUCCCCUGCCAUUGUGACUACAUUGAAGGAGUUCCAAACCAAUUUUAACCUCUUCUCCGAGAGCUCCUUGAGCGAUCUUGACUGGAACAAUGUCGUCGCUGCGGGAAGCUCAGUUGUGUCGGCUCUCCUUCCUGUGCCAGAAGAGUAUAGCGAAUCGAAACGACAGCUACGCCAUUUCUACCACGAAAAGUUUGCUCCUGCAUCUGAUGUUGAUUUGUUCAUCUACGGGCUUGACGAGGAACAGGCAAUCGAGAAGAUUAAACAAAUUGAGCGCAAAAUCAAGGACUCUAUCUUAUAUGAGACUACAUCGGUUCGAACAAAGAAUACCAUCACCAUUGUCUCCCAGUACCCUACCCGCCAUGUCCAGGUAGUUCUACGGAUAUACAAGUCGAUUUCGGAAAUCAUCACUGGCUUUGAUGUUGAUUGCUCUUGUGUGGCAUACGAUGGCAAAAAUGUCUAUGCUGCUCCUCGCGCGGUUGCUGCUCUGGUCACUCAGACAAACCAAAUCGACCUUACAAGACGUUCACCAUCUUACGAGAACCGUUUAUCAAAGUACUCACAUCGUGGGUUUGAAGUCUACUGGCCUCAGCUAGAUAGAUCCCGCAUUGACCCUACAAUAUUUGAACGGAGCUUUAUGAGGACAACUGGCUUGGCUCGGCUCCUUGUUUUAGAACGGUUGCCGACAUCAAGAGACCGAGAGCAGUACAUGGAACAGCGGCGCAGGGAGCGUGGUCGCCCUCCUCAGACCAAUGGCUUCUAUCGAAAUAUUCGAAAAUUAAGGGGUAAUAUCAAGAAUAAUUGGGAAGAUGAAGUAGCGGAAUGGGUGGAUGCAGAAGAAAUCUCCGACUACCAUACAAUUACAAUCCCCUACGGAGAAAAAUUCCAUGCACGGAAAAUUGAGAAACUACUCUAUACCCAUGACCUACUGCUAAACGCCGAGUGGAACAACCAGAAACGAGAGGUUACACUUCACCGUCACCCUGUGUUCUUUGGGAACGUUGAGGAUAUCAUCCAAGACUGCUGUGGCUCAUGCCCAAAGCCAACCACCCCUGAAGAAGAGGAGGUAUGGGGAAAGGAAAGCAAAAUCUACAUUUCGGGAGACGUCUCUUUUAUCAAAGAUGACCCAGGCAGGCAAGCAAUAGGAAGUUUCAACCCAAUCACCGAAACAGACUGGACAGAUAUGGCUUAUAUCGGAAACACUACUCGCCUCUUCCAAGCAAUUGCCGAUGAUGACAUUGAAGCGGUGCGUGAAUGGCUUGCACUGGAGGGCGCGGACCCAAAUCGCCGUGAUCAUACCGGAAGAACUCCUUUGCAUCUGGCGACAAUGAUUUCUACUCCAGAGAUUGUACAGUGUCUUGUCGACCAUGGUGCAAGGCUGAUUGCACGUCUUGCGGAUGGACGCAUGGCUUUGCACCUUGCAGCGGAGCGCGGAAACGUUGAGAUUAUCCGUAUCCUACUCCAUAAGAGCGAAGAGAAUGAAGAAGCGGAAGAAGCGAAAAAGGACCAGCAGCGUACGGCUACGAAAGAUACCCAGAGCGAGAAUGAAGACGUCGAGAUGGAAGAUUCCGACAACGUGGUGGUUGUGAACGAAGAUCCCGAGAACUCUGACGAUGAUAAAAUGUCCUUGGUGACUGGCUCUUUUGUCGACGUUAAGAAGGAAGAUGCGAAAAUAGGAGAAGAAGAUAACGUCCCUGAUGACGAGAAAGCAUCUGAACCUGACAUUAUAGAUAUCAACACCAUAGCUUGGGACAGCGGGUCCACACCUUUGCAUCUUGCUAUCAUCCAUGGCCAUGCGGACGCUGUGAAGGAGCUUGUUUCUUCAUUUGGAGCGGACGUACUCCUUCCCAUAAAGCUCUCCGAACAAAAUUAUCGCGGUCCACGAUCAAUUCUUCCUCUAACUUUGCCCCUUAACCUGUCCUCUGAUCAGGCGGCUGUCAUGACAGAGACACUUCUUAAGCUGGGUGCUACUGCGGCACAAGCUGAUUUCAGUGGAAGAACCCCCUUACACUACUUUGCGGCCUCUUCCUACCCAAGGCUUUUUGAUACCCUCUCAAAACAUGACCCUUCCGCUAUCAGGAGGGCAAUUGACCACUUAGCUGUCGAAGAUGCUUACCAUAGUCCCUACGCUGAAUCGGCAUUAACGGUUGCUCUGAAUUCAAAGGCUCCGGGUAUCGUUGGGAAACUACUCGACUUCGGAGCCUCUCCAGAUAUCAACUUCAGCAAAUAUAUGAAAGCCGCUCUGCUUCAGAACGACGCUCUAAAAAACCAAGAUGCAAAACAAAACCAAAACAACUUCCAACAAAAUGUUACGCAACCAAUAGUUACUGCUAUAAUGACAGAUCAACCGUUAGUCGCCAUACAGUUGUUAGAACAUGGAGCCGACCCAAACACCCUCUCUACGCUUGGAUAUAGGAUUCUGGGAAGUAACUAUGCAAGCGACCCGGGAGAGUCGCUAUUAGACCUCGUGGUUAUGAAGAUUUGUCAUUUGCGAGAGUAUAAUGAAAGGUUUGACCAAAAGGCAGUCACUCCCUUAGAAAGUGAUGAAACUUAUCUGGCAGCGUAUGCAGAGGGCAGCUACCAAAUGUGUUUUGUUAAAGAACGUCUUGCCAGAGAGAAGGUCCAUAUAAAGAGGCAACAGAAGCAGUACGAAAAGUCAAUGAAAGAAGCUGAGAAUCGCAAAGGUCUGAAAGAGAAGGAUUGUGCGGUUAAGGCACUCCUGCACGAUUUCGAAACUCUCGAAUCCGAGCUCGUUACGAAAGGGGCCAAGAAGUUCAAUGAACUACACCCAAGCGCCCGAUACCCCGAAAGACCUCCCGUUAGGGGUUAUGAAGGUUGGAAGCCAGAACCAUUUAAGAUUGAAUUCAAUUUCAGUACACCUGAUCUUUCGGACGGUAGGAAGGAGGGCUAUAUAAAACUAUUCGAAGCAGCAUGGUCAGGCGACUUAGAAACCAUCAAGUCUUUAACACUGGAGAUGUGGGGUCCUAACAAGGAAAUGUCACCUCUCGUAAUCGCUGUGGACGAGCGAAUGGGGGGUUCUUCUCCCUUUUCAUUAGCACUUCUCCGCGGCCACUUCGAUGUUGCAAAGGCCAUUCUUCAAAUAGUUCGAGCACAGUACAAACCAAAGGCUACUGCUCAACAGACCUACCGCAUGGAGUCUGACGAUGAGAGUGAUAGAUCCGACAACGAAGAAUCAGACGAAGGGCUUCGCAUUACGGGUGAGAGUGUAUGCGAUGAACUAACCAUUGACAACAUUGGUGAAGUGGCGACGCAGGCAGAGAGUGAUAUUUCACCUCUUCAAGUCUUACGAUUGGGCUGCAGAGCCGGCCUUAUUAUGGGUCCCAACGCCAACAAACCGUCUUUCGGCCGCCCUAAUCUUUUCAGUUUUGCCAUAGAGCAGGACAACCUUGCAUUGCUAAGGUUCCUUCUGGAUCUUGGACAGUCUGAAAUUGUUAGUGGCGCUGAAGAUGGUCCUUACGAGUUACUGUCUGCCGCCGACUUCAGCGACGCAAUACGUGAUGGGCAGCCCCGAUGCCUUGCUGAAGUCAUUAGUCGGACGGGAGCCCAACUCCCACUGAACAAGUUUGUGGAAGAAAGUGGGAUUACUCUUAAAAGAAAACCAAAAUAUUACCAAGGCCUAUCGAUCGACGGGAAGAAGCGUGAAGACUGGGCUGCAGCUGCAGGGCAAAGUGUUCCUGUACUCAAGAACAACGAAUCGGAGAUACCUCUUCUUCGGGCUGCACUCUCUGGGAAAGUAGCCAAUGUAGAGUGGUUCCUCAGUACAGCCCCAAAGAGACAUUACAUGGAAUACGCAAAUUCCAACAAGCAGGAUAAGCGGCUGAGAAAGUUAGCACAGAUGCCCGAUGGCAUCGAUGGAUUUAUUGAACGAUGGCUAACUUCAAGAAAUGAGCUUCUCCUUCACUGUGCUAUUAUGGCUAGUGAAACUGACGAGGCCGUGAAGCUUGUUCACUACAUUGUAGAGAAUGUCCCCAACUGCCUUGAAAGAAAAUCAUCCAAUGGAUACACGCCAUUGCUCCUAGCUUUUUCCAAGCGGAGAGCCCUCUUUGCUAAAGUGCUCAUUGAAGCUGGAGCCAACCUCGAAGCUCGCGAUGUACUGGGUAAUAACAUUCUCCAUUUACUAUUCCGACCCAAUAACGAAUUCUCUACUUCCGAGACGGGUUUCGAGGAGCUACUUAGCUUGAUAGAUCCUAGCCUGGUUGCUUCACUUCUUAGCUGUCGCUCCUCAGAUGACCCCGGAGCACUUACACCUUUCGCUUCUUGGAUUCAUAUCUUAACCAGGCACAACAGGGUGGACGACAAGACCGUUGGGCUCACCAAGAAAUUACUUGACUUUGCCGAACCAACAGGGCAAAGUCAUCUCGAACUGCUUGAUGGUUCUGGAAACGCACCUAUUCAUAGAGCUGUUAGGGCUCCAGUACCACGUCUAGUCAGACUGAUGCUGGAGCGCCGCCCAAGCCUUCUCACUAUAGAGAAUUCAACAGGAAGCACUCCUAUGGAACUCGCAAGGGAUGCAUGGGCCACCAAAGUCACAACAAACCCUCCAAGGUUGCCCUCGCGCGUGUUCCAUAGGUGGCAAAGACCUAAUGCUCCAGCCAUUAUUGGCCGAGACCCCGAAUCAUUCGUUCCUGGGGAGAAUGACACAAACGAUGAAACGCGCUCAAAUGUUGAAUUAGUUUACGACAUAUGCCUUGAGAUAUCGGCUAAGCAAAAUCAAAGAAAGAGGAAGCUGGUUAGCCUCCUUGAGGCCAACGAGGUUGCAAAACGAGUGGAGAGACGGUUAAGGCCAAUGUAUACGUAUAGGAGAAAUUCCGAAGAGGAUGAAGUUUCUCGGUGGCACAACAAGUAUUGA